This is a messenger RNA of Porites evermanni, 3580 nucleotides long. The record is from the annotation of a GenBank genome assembly. Lineage: Eukaryota; Metazoa; Cnidaria; Anthozoa; Scleractinia; Poritidae.
AGGAGAGACUUCAGAGACCUCCUGACGGUCUUGUUGUACGAUGAUGACAGCAGUUCAGACUCAAGUGAUGAAGAAGACCUCGAUUUGUUGUUUCUUGACGCGGCGUUUGGAGAGACUCGAACCCUUGACAAGAGACCAAAUAUUGCCGAUCUGAGUGAGAUCCAGUGUGAGGAAAUGUUUAGGUAUAAUAUAUAGUCACGCUUGUAGAUGUUCUUUGUUACGAGAAAUAAUUCAACGUUAAUGGACAAUAGCUAGUCAUUUAGACAUGCUGUAAACUUUACUUUGUGGUAUUGUAAAUAUGGGAAAUAAAUUUACGAAGUGUAUGUUUAGAUGUCCGGAGACCUGAUGGGAUGUUCAAAAUAGUCUGACACCGGCUCUGUCAAAACACUCUUUUAAAACAGUUACGAUUAAGCACUGAUCUAUGUAAGCAGUCCCCCGUAGUUUGUAGUAUCUAGGGUUUAACUACUGAAGCUUUUGAUUAAUCUUGUUGACUAAAAAUGUGGACAGGUUUCUGACUGCCAGUCACCGAGUAUCUUGAAAAUUCUGUCCUAGUGUGGAAAAUCUAGGUACAGCAAUAAUUUUCUUUUGUAUGUCUUGAACUUGCCACCUGCUUAUUUGUUGCCUUUUUCUUAUUUGUAAUUAUAUUUAAUUUUCAGAUUUGGAAAAGAUGACAUUUUACACCUUUGCGAGGCUCUAGAACUACCCGAGUUCUACACUGGUCAUCAGGGCUCUGUCUUUACUGGGAUUGAGGCCUUGAUGGUUAUGCUACGAAGACUCGCAUAUCCUAAUAGAUUGUGUGAUCUGGUUGACAUCUUUGGCAGGGCUGAGCCUGAACUUAGCAUUGUUUUUAACAUGGUAACUCUUAGGCAUGUAAAUUGUCAUGUAUUUAUGUCCCACAAGCUUAUAUCUUUUACCCUUAUUGUGUAUAAAGGUUGUAUACAUGCAUGUAUGUAUUUUUACAAGAAUACCGCAUAAAUUAUUAACUUUGACAGUGUUCCUUAUUCAAAAUAUAACUCUGUUGUAGAUUGUAGAUGACAUCUACACCCGCUUUAAUCAUCUACUGAGUUCCUUGGACCUAACGUGGCUAGAUCCAGCACAUUUUGCUCAAGUCAUACAUCAGAAAGGAGCUCCACUGGACCAGUGCUGGGGGUUUAUAGAUGGGACUGCCCAACAGAUUGCUCGACCUUUGCGUAAUCAGCAGAUCAUGUUCAGUGGGCAUAAAAGAAUCCACUGCAUAAAAUUCCAGGUGUGGCAUUGCAUUGUUCACUGAGAAUAAAGAUGACUUUUUAGCCAGUUGGACACACUGUAUGGUUAGCUCCCCAAAUGUGUUGGAAAACAACAUGUCAAUUUCGAUUUCCAAUCUGUUUCUGUAUUCCUAAUAGGGACAAUAAAUUGUUGUCAUUUUCACUUACUAGUUCAACAGAGCUGAGGAUAGCAGCACUUAAUUCUUAAAUUGAUAGCCUUAUUUUGUUGAUCCCCUUAGGGUGAUACAAAAUGCAUGUUUCUUUUGGUACAUGUUGUGGUUCAAUUUUAUCGUUGGUUCAAUUUUUAUUUUCUUUUGUUUCAAACUCAUUAUCAUAUCAUUAUCAUACAUUACAACGCCAAAAAACAAAGGAAAAUAAAAAUUGAACCAAAUAAAAAUGUUACAGCGGUUUUCAGAAACAUGCGAACUCUGCUCAAGUCAACGGUUUCUAGAAGUACGUUUUUCGCUGCUGUCAAUCAUAAUUAUGGCGACAGUUAAUGGACCUCGAAAAACAGAAGCAAACAGAAUGGAUCGAAAUCCACCAAUCACAAGUAGGAAAUGUGACCUUUUGACCCUGAACAAGUGAACUGCUGUUUCCUGAGAGGUCUGCUAAGAUGAUUGACAGCAGCUAAAAACAAACUUCGCGGUAACUGUUUACUUGUGCAGAGUUCGUGUGUUUCUGAAAAGCGCAAUAAAUUAGUUAUCUGGUAAUGUGUUUUGCUUUUGUGAAAUUUCAAAGUAUAUGGCUGGAGAGCACUCUAGUUUAGACUGUUCACAGUCCCCAUAUUUUUCCGUGGGAUUCUCGAGAAUCCCAAGGAAAAAUAGGGGGACUGUGAACAGUCUAACUCUAGUUAUAAAAACCUUAUUUCCAUUCUCUGUUUUUAUUUUUUAUUCUAGUCAGUAAUGGCUCCUAAUGGGUUGAUUGCCCACCUGUAUGGACCACUAGAGGGAAAGCGACACGAUGCCUUUAUGUUAGGUGUUAGUGGCCUACUACCACAGCUUGAAAGAAUAACUAAACCUGAUGGUGAACCAUAUGUGGUCUAUGGAGACCCAGCAUAUGGAAUAUCACGCCAUAUCAUAGCUCCAUUUCGAGGUGCACAUCUGACUCCACUCCAGCAACAAUUCAACAGCGACAUGAGUAAAGUUCGUGCAAGUGUAGAAUGGGGAUUUGGUAAAAUUUCCCAAUAUUUUGCAUACUUGGAUUUUCACAAAAAUCUGAAAGUCCUUCUACAGCCUGUGGGAAAGUAUUAUGCAGNUCAAUUUUAUCGUUGGUUCAAUUUUUAUUUUCUUUUGUUUCAAACUCAUUAUCAUAUCAUUAUCAUACAUUACAACGCCAAAAAACAAAGGAAAAUAAAAAUUGAACCAAAUAAAAAUGUUACAGCGGUUUUCAGAAACAUGCGAACUCUGCUCAAGUCAACGGUUUCUAGAAGUACGUUUUUCGCUGCUGUCAAUCAUAAUUAUGGCGACAGUUAAUGGACCUCGAAAAACAGAAGCAAACAGAAUGGAUCGAAAUCCACCAAUCACAAGUAGGAAAUGUGACCUUUUGACCCUGAACAAGUGAACUGCUGUUUCCUGAGAGGUCUGCUAAGAUGAUUGACAGCAGCUAAAAACAAACUUCGCGGUAACUGUUUACUUGUGCAGAGUUCGUGUGUUUCUGAAAAGCGCAAUAAAUUAGUUAUCUGGUAAUGUGUUUUGCUUUUGUGAAAUUUCAAAGUAUAUGGCUGGAGAGCACUCUAGUUUAGACUGUUCACAGUCCCCAUAUUUUUCCGUGGGAUUCUCGAGAAUCCCAAGGAAAAAUAGGGGGACUGUGAACAGUCUAACUCUAGUUAUAAAAACCUUAUUUCCAUUCUCUGUUUUUAUUUUUUAUUCUAGUCAGUAAUGGCUCCUAAUGGGUUGAUUGCCCACCUGUAUGGACCACUAGAGGGAAAGCGACACGAUGCCUUUAUGUUAGGUGUUAGUGGCCUACUACCACAGCUUGAAAGAAUAACUAAACCUGAUGGUGAACCAUAUGUGGUCUAUGGAGACCCAGCAUAUGGAAUAUCACGCCAUAUCAUAGCUCCAUUUCGAGGUGCACAUCUGACUCCACUCCAGCAACAAUUCAACAGCGACAUGAGUAAAGUUCGUGCAAGUGUAGAAUGGGGAUUUGGUAAAAUUUCCCAAUAUUUUGCAUACUUGGAUUUUCACAAAAAUCUGAAAGUCCUUCUACAGCCUGUGGGAAAGUAUUAUGCAGUUGGAGCACUUUUGGCGAACUGCCACACAUGCCUCUAUGGUUCUGUGACAAGUUCUUUUUUUGAGUUGGAGCCUCCAUCCCUUGAAGUAUACCUAUCCAACAACUAG